Molecule: messenger RNA, 1951 nt
Organism: Lycium ferocissimum
Lineage: Eukaryota; Viridiplantae; Streptophyta; Magnoliopsida; Solanales; Solanaceae
Product: ADP-ribosylation factor GTPase-activating protein AGD7-like
Exons: 3
Coding region: 184-1566 (460 amino acids)
Biological process (GO): vesicle-mediated transport
Molecular function (GO): GTPase activator activity
Source: RefSeq, a predicted model, not a curated record
CCAAAUGAAAAGAAGUACCAGAACAAAAAUAUUUUGUAAAGCAGCCGUUAUCCACCUCAUUCAUUUUCUGCCUAUGUCGGCCCUUUCCCUUCCCAUGAUCUGAUCACUCCAUCUUUCCCUUUUCCGAUCUCUCCACCAAAUCCGAAUCCUCACCAAUACCCGACCCGGAUCCGGCCCAUUCCAAUGUCUUCAUCACGUCGUCUCCGAGAUCUCCAAGCCCAACCCGGCAACAAAAUCUGCGUCGAUUGCUCUCAAAAAAACCCCCAAUGGGCCUCUGUUUCCUACGGUGUUUUCAUGUGUUUAGAAUGUUCUGGUAAACACCGUGGCUUAGGUGUCCACAUCUCAUUCGUCCGAUCUGUUACUAUGGACUCAUGGUCCGAGAUCCAGUUAAGGAAAAUGGAACUUGGUGGUAAUGAUAAGUUGAAUAAAUUCAUCGCUCCAUACGGCAUCCCAAAGGAAACUGAUAUUGUUACCAAGUAUAAUACGAAAGCUGCUAGUAUUUAUCGUGAUAGGAUUCAAACUUUAGCUGAGGGUAAACCCUGGCGGGACCCCCCUGUUGUUAAGGAAACUGUAAAUGGUAACAAUAAGAGCAGUAAUAGUAAACCUCCGUUGAGUGGUAGUAAAAGUGGUAAUAAUUCUGGUUGGGAUAACUGGGAUAAUUUUGAUGAUGGUGGGGGCAAUAAUAAUAGUAAUAUUAAUAGUAAUAUGAGGAGAAAUAUGACUGUGAGUGAUUUUAGGAGUGGUGGAGGUGGUGGUGGUGGGCCAGCUAGGUCGAGAUCGACGGAUGAUGUUACGCGGUCGCAGUAUGAGGCGUCUGCGGCGAAUAAGGAUAAUUUUUUUGCUAGGAAAAUGGCUGAGAAUGAUUCCAGGCCGGAGGGGCUACCGCCUUCUCAAGGAGGGAAGUAUGUUGGAUUUGGAUCGAGUCCUGGUCCAAUGCCGAGGAAUAAUAAUGGUAACAAUUCGCAAGGCGAUGUUCUUUCUGUUGUUACUCAGGGAUUCGGUAGAUUAUCUAUGAUAGCAGCCUCAGCGGCACAGUCUGCUGCAACCGUUGUUCAAGCAGGGACCAAGGAAUUGGGCUCUAAGGUGUCAGAGGGUGGUUAUGAUUACAAGGUGAAUGAAACAGUCAAUGUCGUCGCAACAAAAACAACUGAGAUUGGACAGAAGGGCUGGGGUAUCAUGAAGGGGGUCUUGGCUUUAGCUUCGCAAAAGGUUGAGGAAUUUGCUGAGGGUCCAAACUCGAGGGACGAUAGUUGGCAACGAAGUCAAAAUCAACAAAACGGUUUUUAUAAGGAAUCCAAUCAGGCGUCUAAAGGAUGGAAUUCUUCUGGAGGAGUGCAAUCAUCUGGUAGGCAUUCCAAUUCUGUCAACUCGAGUUCCUGGGAUGAUUGGGAUAGUAAAGACAACAGGAAAGAAAAUUCUACAAAAGGGGCCACAUCAAGUAAUGAUGAUGGCUGGGCUGGUUGGGAUGAUGGUAAGGAUGAUGAUGGAUAUGAUAAUUUCCAAAGUGCAUCCAAUAAUAAACAUGUUGUUCAUGGUGGAAAAUGGACUGAUGGAGGUUUCCUCUAAGAGUAGCAGAUGCCACAACUUCUAGCGGUAAUUCUUUUCCCUUCCAAAAUCAAUUUCAUCCAAAUUACUUUUUGGAGGAAUUUCUCUCUGAAACUAGUUGAUGUAUGUACCAUUACAAACAGGAUUGGUUAAUUGCCUCUCAUGUAAAAGAAAAAAGGAGUGCAGGAAACAGAACAAACUGUUCUGAGGACCAUUAUUCUUUGAGGUUACAAACUUUUAGCUUACAUUUGGACUUUUAAUGACCAUACUGUAUUACUACUUUCUGCAUUUUUGGUCCUAUUAAUCCGAUAUUGUCUUUAUUUGUGUACCAUUUCAUUGUGUUGUAUACAACUGCAUAAUAUAUUCAUUUGAGCAUGUAAGGAUAUAUGCACAUGCACAUUCUCUU